GGAGCGCGCUCCGCCACCGUGCACCGGAAGUGAGACGUUGUCGUUUAGUUUAGCUCGAGUGCACUCUGACCGCUGGAGCGCGCUCGAGCGCGUUAACUUAACGCGCCCAGUGCGUUGCCGCGUUGCAUUGCAGGCUCCGCAGGCUAUGGAUCUGACCACGGUGUAGUACCUCUUCUCGAAUCUGGUGAAAAGUUCGAAGGUUCGUCGACCGGUUCGACCCAAUCGGACCCCGAAAGUUCGACCUAAAAAUCCGGUUCGAUAAAAGUUUGCGACACCCCUACGCCCCUACCUCUGACUCAAGUGGCGAGUGAUUCAUCAGUGGCCCAGUUGGCUCAGUCGCUCAGUCCUGAGCCGUGCUGCAGCUGUUUCUGUGGUCUACGGCACUUCCCAGUCCGUAUGACACCCCAGCUCUUCAACGGCACAGCUGAGCGGCGCUACACAAGCUCCUUUGCACAACGUUACCGAAAACAAGGUGGCUACCUCGAGGUACUCUCAUUCUGUCCAAAGCUAGUUCCUCAACAUUCUGAAGUCUGAAGACGUAGUCGCCGCAGAAAAGGCGCGUUCAGUGGCACCCGGCUCUAGAGAUGUCGGAGGCGACGAAGGAUUCUGCCUAUCCGGUGCAGUUCGUGCCCUUCUCAUCCGCCCUAGACGGAACCUUUUGGAGCGAGAUCAGCCGUCGCAAACUGGAGGUGGUCCGUCUCGAAGAAGGACCCGUGCCGGCGCAAGCAUGGUACUCCUGCGACUCGGCCGUCGGUCUACCGGCACUUGCCAACUUGGACCACACCGCCUUCGACAUGUCGUCGUCGCUCUCGACCGGCGCUAACAUCCCCGGUAGCUGCCAGCUUCGCGGGAGCAUCUGGCUCCCUAACUCCCUGGAGGCCAUGAAGAAACUCGACAAAACUGCCCUCCUCGAAGCCGCGGGUCAAAACAUAUGGGACGCCAUCGAGAGUGAGUCUGCCCUGCGCGAUCCCGGUACCCUGAACGCCUUCAUCGGAAUCGUGUACGUGGACAUCAAGAGCUACAAGUUCUGGUACUGGUUCGCGUUCCCGGCUGUCUGUCUCCCCGACGCCGUGGUCUUCGCCGGUCCGCCGACGAAGCUACCAGAUGUGAUGAAGGACGACCUUGUCAGUCAGCUGGACGCAGCGUACGGUAAGCUGAAGCCCGCUGACCGUGCCGCGUUCCUUGUGGACGCUGACUCUUCGGGGGCACUGAAGAUUCUGCCGCUGAGCAAGCUGAACGAAGUGUACGAGUCGGGUCGCCGUUUCUACGUGGGCUACACGGACCCGUCGACGUCUGAACAGCACCCCGGUUGGCCCCUGCGAAACUUGCUGGGCAUGCUGUCCCGUUGCUUUCGCGGAUCGAAGGAGCGGAAGGUGUUACCGCUGCUGGCCUAUCGACGGCAGGCCAGGGAGGGACAGCUCUGGAGCAGUCGGAGCCUCGUCUUUUCGGUCCGCUUCGGAGGAGAUGCCUUGGAGCGUCCCAGGUUUGUCGGCUGGGAACGCAAUGCGACUGGACAACUGGGACCUCGCAUGGUGAACCUGAGUGGCGGCAUGGACCCAAAAAAAGUGGCAGAGACUGCAGUAGGCCUCAACCUGCAACUGAUGCGGUGGCGACUGGCACCAACCCUCAACCUCGAAGUCAUUGCGAAUACCCGAUGCCUUCUGCUAGGUGCGGGCACCCUUGGCUGCAAUGUGGCCAGAUCGCUGAUGGGCUGGGGCGUCCGCACCAUCACUUUCGUGGACGCCGGUCGGGUCUCCUACUCUAACCCUGUUCGACAGAGUUUGUACAUCCUUAGCGACUGCGAAAAUGGAGGUCGGCACAAGGCAGACGCCGCGGCAGAUGCCCUGAAGUGCGUUUUUCCGGCGAUGGAUGCCCGUGGCGUGGUGCUGAGCAUACCGAUGCCGGGACACGGUGUGCCAUCUGGCUCGGGAGACACCAUACGGAAGCAGGUAGAGCAACUUGAACAACUUGUUGCAGAGCACGACGCAAUCUUUCUGCUCCUGGACACGAGGGAAGCCCGUUGGUUACCAACUCUUAUGGCGUGCGCAAGGGGCAAGCUGGUUAUCAAUGCGGCGCUUGGCUUCGACACUUUUCUGGUGAUGCGGCAUGGCGUGGGGGAAAGAAGUGAAGUGGACUCCGACAAACCGUCAAGAUGUGGUGAAGGACCGUCCACCUCUGGAGAUGGACAGUUUGUGCAUGGUGGCAUGCCAUCAACAUCUGGCAAGAAUCCAUCAACGUCUGGCGAGGGGCCCCCAGCGUUUGGUGAUGGUCCCUCAAGGUCAACUAAAGAACUGCCAACGUCUGGUAAUGGGCAUUCAGUGCCUAUUGGUGGACCAUCAAUGUCCAGCGGUGGAGAGCAGUUGUCCGCUGACCAGCUUGGCUGCUAUUUCUGCAACGAUGUUGUCGGACCCACCGACUCAACGAGGGACCGUACGCUCGACCAACAGUGCACGGUGACAAGGCCCGGUGUGAGCAUGAUGGCUGGAGCGCUGGCUGUGGAGCUCCUGGUCGGUCUGCUCCAGCAUCCAGAGAAGGGACGUGCGCCAGCGGGUGCAGGUAGCUGGGACGCACCUUGCGACAAUCCGCUGGGGAUGGUGCCCCACCAGAUACGGGGCUUCAUAGGGCGACACCAUUACAUGACACUUGCGUGCACCGCCUUCUCUAUGUGCACCGCUUGCUCCCCUGCGGUGGUGUCGCAGUACAAUGCGGACGGCUGGGAGUUUGUGGCGCAUGUGCUCAGAGACGCCAGCUAUCUCGAAGAACUGACUGGACUCAGCAGGCUGCAUGCUGAGACAGACUUGGAUCAAGUGUGGGCACUGAGUGACAGUGAAGGGGACUGAGUGACUCUGAGCUUUGUCCUGCCAGGGGGACUUCCUGGACUCCGUUUACUUCAAGCAGAGGCAACCGUUCCAGGGUCGUGAACAAACGAGCCUCGUUUGUGUUUGGGUGCAUGCCUCAGAGCUUUGAGUAGAAACUUCUUGCCCAAGGUUCUGAGGCUCCAUGGCUGUAUGCAUGGCAGGAAUUCUCAUCACUACCUCUCACAGAUGUGGAUCUUGUAGUUACUAGCUCAUUAUGGCUCAAGGUGGGAAGAGGUGUGCACAACAAAAGGGAUGGUAGAGGUGUUUAGGCGACUAGUUCUUGCGGCCAACGCUGCUGUGCCAUGGCCGUCAGGUCGACACCCAGUAUUGCAAGAUUGUGUGCAUUGGAGGUUAGUUGAAUGUUGUAAAGGAAACUGGCCCGACAUAGUUCUACCACACUGUUCUUCAUUGCAGGGGUACGACUAUAUUGACUUCCUUGAACUAAGCUUGUUCAUUCACCUACAUGCCGAGAGUGCAGCAAGGUCUGUGAACAUGAACUCGAGAUCUACAGCUCGAGUGCUCCCCAAUUGGAAGCAUCUUACUUUCAAAUCCCUUGAGCAUGCUGUUCCAGCCUUUACUGCACUGCGAGUUCGAGAUGAAGCAAGAAAGUAUCCCAUGAGAGCCUAUAAUGUUCAUACUUUCCAAACGAACAACGGGCAUCUGCAAUGCCAAAAAGAGGAAGUUUUUAAUAUUGAAAAUGUAUAUAGAUCUGCCGAACAUGAAGACAUUAUUUUGCCUUUAUUUAUUAUUCUUCACAUAUUGUUAUUUUUUACCUUGCUGAUCUGAUAAUCUGCAGGAACAAUCCACAGACCUAUUGGCGAGGAGAUAGAACUGUAGGGGCACUCUGACUCGUUUGUUGCCCUCCACCUCAGAGUUCACUCAACACAGGGCCCGUGGGCAUGCCUGCAGGCCUUGUGGGCAUGUCCACGUCAACUUCAAGAGAGAGGACAGUGCAGCGUAAGAAUACUAACAAUAAACAAAGUGACGUUUAUUGUUAGUGCCGGAUCUCUCCUGAAAGCGGUCGUUGGGGGAUGCGAGCUUGACCCACUUGGGCUUUUGUGCUGAGCUGGGCACUGUGCAUGCUGCAUUGUUCAUGCUGGCUAGAGUGGUAAGCCCCUUCCCCUCUGGCAACCAGAGAACACAAAAUCCAGCUGAACACUCGUGCGGCGUUCGGUUAAGUCAGCCGGGCGCCGAGUCAUUGUUAUUUGUUGUCCCCAUUCCUGUUCUAAAGUUAGCCGCUCAGGCGUCGCGGUCUGAUCUCCCCAAUACGGUGGCACAAAAGAGUCUUCCACUGUAAAAUGAGCCAGAAAAAUCGGCGUCUGCACAUAGCUGCACAUAGCAGUUUUACCGUGAGCAAUUUAAAGGCGUAGUUUCCUUCCUGUAGAAAGAGGAGACCAAAGUUGCCCACGGGUGCAUUCGCAGACGACAGAGUUAGCGACGCUAUUUACUUGUCGUCUGCUCACUGUGCCUAUCUGGACAUGAUGCUACAAAUAAAUAGCGUCGCUAACUUGGUUGUCUGUAAACUUGCCUAGUGUGGCCUUUGGAAAGUUUGUUAGUCUCAUUGUUUACAGGAAGGGAACUACGCCUUGAAAUUCUGCAUGGUAAAAACUGACCUCCUUGGUGCACGUUCAGUGGAAGUUUGAGCUUUCUUUGUGAAGGAGCCAAUAUUUCCGGCUUUUUUUCCAGCGGUAGAUCUAGAACAUCUUAUAUAGUGUUUUGGCCCAGAAAAAAAUGACAGCAAGGCAAUAAAAACUGGCCCACAAAUCAUCCUUAACCCCUUGCCUACUAACAAGUCUCCCUCAUGUUGCCCCUUACAGACCGUAAGGCCGGACCACGAGCAUGGCUCACAUUUAGGUUUCAGCGCUUGUUAGCGCUCUCUGGCAAAUGGCAAAACCACCCGUUGCUCCAUGUCCCUUGGGCAGUUUGCUCGUUUGUUUUGCUGUUUGACAGAGAGAACGCUUCAUUUAGCCAGAAAAAAUAAAAAGCAGUCACUUGCGAGCAUUUAGGCUAAAACAACAUGACUUUGGCGCGGAGGUCCACUUUAGCCGACAAAAAGAUCCAAAUCCUUUUUGAAAUGCUCAGGCACAUGCGACGACAAAUCCUUCGGCCUUUCCAAUUUUUCGGAAUCGUACAAUAGUUUGAUGGGCGGUGACAGGAGUGAUGAAAUCUAUGCGAAUCCUGCAAGCAUUCCAUCAACUUCGGUGUUCGCACAUCGGAGGGACUUGGACCAGAAGUCCUGAUUUAGAGCAAGAUACGACACCUGGAAAUCAAGGAAAUAUUUUUGUCUUAUUUUAAUUGCAGAAUGCCCGUUUAAAAUAAAAUUUUGCUGUACAUUCCUUGAAGGAAAAAGAGUAGGCGAAGGGUUAAGGAAGGCACAAAUGAAAGCCACAAGUAGAUUCACAAGAAAAGCAUCCUGCAAAUGGGAGCAAUGAAAACAAAACUUCACGUCUUGUCUCGAAACAUUUCAAGUUUGUUCCUCCACAGUCCACUAUUUCAAACAGAUGUGCGUUGUUGAGCAAGCACUUGCUGCUUCUAAGAGGAAAAGUUUUGUCCCCUUCAUCUUGAUUGCUUUUGUGUCCCAAUAGGAAUAAGCUUCAGUUCACACUUUUUUUUCAUUGCGAGUGUGUGUUGAGGAGUACUUAAAUUGUUCUUUUCUCCAAACUCCUUUAUUCUCCAGCAGAUAGAGUUUGUUCCCAACUUAAAUGCAUUCAGCAAGGCAGAAAUUUAGUGUUGUAAGCAGUGGACGAACAAGACACUGCUCCACGAGUGCUAUUGCCAAUCGUGUGUUAAUGGCCAGAUUCUGCAGUACCAGUAAUAUUUGUUCGAGCCCAUAGUACCCAUAUAAUUACUACAAUGGAUGUUGUGCAAGUAGUCCGAUAGUGGCUGGUCAUCUCCAUGGGACUAGCUGAAAGUCCAGAAUUUGUGACGAGUGCUUUGUGGCAUAGAAACAAAGUAGAGUUAAAAGUGUGCAAUAAGGUAAAGUGACUUCUGUCUAGAUUUCGGUCUACUAAAAAAAAAGAGUUUGCUAUGUAUUUAAUGAAGCUCUUGAUGUCUUGCUGCAAUCUUGUGGUACCAACUGAUAAUAAACCGAAAUCUUCCAUCA
This is a messenger RNA of Ixodes scapularis (black-legged tick), 5961 nucleotides long. It is a transcript of the gene Atg7, whose product is annotated as ubiquitin-like modifier-activating enzyme ATG7. The record is from RefSeq and is a predicted model, not a curated record. Gene Ontology annotation, molecular function: Atg12 activating enzyme activity; Atg8 activating enzyme activity. Gene Ontology annotation, biological process: piecemeal microautophagy of the nucleus; autophagosome assembly; C-terminal protein lipidation. Gene Ontology annotation, cellular component: cytoplasm; phagophore assembly site. NCBI's taxonomy places the organism in Eukaryota, Metazoa, Arthropoda, Arachnida, Ixodida, Ixodidae. The transcript has 2 exons. Bases 585 to 2840 code for a protein of 751 amino acids.